AUGGUUCUGUUUUGUUUAGGAGGAAAUGAGCAUCGUUUGAACGGCUCUACUCUGUCUCCGAUCGAGGACAAAGCCUACCAGUUUUUUGGCGCCACAGUCAAAUCGAACAACAAACACGACAAACUAUUGAUGUGCGCUCCAAAGUAUAAAUACUUUUUCUCCAAAUUCGAGGUAAUUGAACCUGUGGGCUCGUGCUUUUUUGCCGAGAAUGGUUUCGAGAAAACUCAGGAAUUUUCGCCAUGUCGUCAAGAACCUGCUCGCCAUGGUCGUCAUCGGUUUGGUUAUGGGCAAUGUGGUUUUUCAGCGGCUCUUCCUGAUAGAUACACGAAAGCAGACGAACGAGCUUUCAUCGGAGCUCCUGGUGUUUGGUACUGGCAAGGAGCAGUGUUCAGUCAAAACAUCAGAAACCUGACUGAUCGGCCUAAUACUGAAUAUGGUGGCAAAGAAUACGACCACGACAUGAUGGGUUAUGCAACUGCGAGCGGAGACCUCGAUGGCGACGGAGUCGACGAUAUUGUUGCCGGUGUGCCACGAGGCAAUGAAUUGGCUGGCAAGCUAGUCCUCUACACCUCGAAACUGAAGAUGUUAGUGAAUUUGACCGACCCAUCCUCUUCACAACAGGGACAGUACUGUGGCAGUAGUCUGGCAGUAACCGAUCUCAACAAAGAUGGGCGUGACGACAUCAUCAUGGGAUGCCCCUUCUACACCGAUUACGUCACUGUGAAAGAUGUUAAAACACAAGAGAGGAAGCCGCAGUACGACGUCGGAAAGGUGGUCGUCUUUUUCCAGACAGCUCCGGUGAGUCUUCCUCGAAUAUAG
Messenger RNA from Haemonchus placei, 819 nucleotides. The record is from the annotation of a GenBank genome assembly. Lineage: Eukaryota; Metazoa; Nematoda; Chromadorea; Rhabditida; Trichostrongylidae.